Molecule: messenger RNA, 3389 nt
Organism: Ostrea edulis (European flat oyster)
Lineage: Eukaryota; Metazoa; Mollusca; Bivalvia; Ostreida; Ostreidae
Product: multiple epidermal growth factor-like domains protein 11
Exons: 7
Coding region: 2068-2580 (170 amino acids)
Molecular function (GO): scavenger receptor activity
Source: RefSeq, a predicted model, not a curated record
UUGUUGUGUCCACGUUUUAAUUAUCAAUAUCGUGAAUGUUGGCUGUUGCUUGUUCGUUUAUUUCAUUGAAUGAAUAAUAUCGUUAUUAUAGUCUUGUAAUGAUAUUGAAAUUUUCUGUUCUAAGCAUAGAAUAGUGAAUGUUUCUUUCAUGCAUAACCUAGUGCAAAACGUCUCUACGGUCUUUGCUAACUCAAUUCACUCAUACUGGGACACGUUUAUAACUUCGCUGACUUUUGAUUUCAUCUGUACCACUUAUGUCCAACAUAUCAGGAGGCAUAUCAAUAUGACGAAAAUAUUUACCUGCUACCUUCCAAACUGUUCUGCUAUGCUACCUUAUUUGCCAUACGGUAAUUGCAUUGUUAAAAACUCAAAAUUCGUAAUAUCUUUACUUUUCUAACACAUUAGAUCCUGGGUGUUACGACACUGACAGUACCACAGUAAAGCAUAGUACUGAAUUUUCAACAGCAACGUAUACCACUGCAGGUAUAACAAUCAUAGGGAUUAUAAACCAGAAACAAAGGUUGGCAAACGGAAAACGAGCGACUACAAACAAGAUACAAGGGCACAACGAAAACUUAGAAGAUGUUCUGAAGAUCGCAUUACCUAUUACAUUCCUGGUUGUGAUGAUUGCAGUUGUUGUAUUGAUAAUAGCAUGUCUUAAACGGAAGGCAUUUAUCUGCAAUCAAUCGAAACGAAAUUUGAAAAGAAAUCAAAACACAGAUGCCUCUAACAACGACACGGACGAUGCAUUAAUGACAGGUGCGAAUUAGAGACCACAAUCCAAGGACUACAAAUAGCUGUUCUGGACAGAAAAAAUAUGUCACGGGGUCCAAAUGUCAUUUGGACAAUAUAUCAGUCAUCUUUCUCCAUUUCAAUAAUUUCGGAUUCCACACUUCUGCUUUAUAAUCGUUAUACCUUAAUAAUCCGUUACAGUCUCGGAAGACUCAGCUCAUGACACAUGGAACAUUUGAUUUAUUCUCCUCAGUCUAUGACACAAACAUUUUAUCUUUAGAUUUGUCAAAUUCCUUCGACAAUCAUUAUCAUUUCUACGUUCAAGGCGAAUUAUGAAAUUUUCAAGAAAAAAGGGGGUCAUUGUCAUUGCUUUAUACAGGUUUGUUAAACGUUACCCUUUUCGCUUAACCCUGAGUUAUAAUGCAUUCGCAUCAACUCUAUUUGUCUCUUGAUGUUAAAAAAUAAUAGUAGCACGAAUCAUUCAGUGCAUGAUAUAAACAUUUAGCCAUAUUGUCUAGCAAUGUAGAUAUGAGAAUGCUUAAUGCUAGAAGAAUGAAAAUAAUUAAUGACUUUUUGGCACUUAGUAUACAGAAAUUUGAGAGUUCAAAUUAAUAUACAUAUAUUGGGAUCGGAGCAUUGUUAGUUUUUAAGAUUGCACAUUAGUUACAAACCCAUGGACUAAAAUUAAUUAUAGAACUAAAGAAGUGGGGGCUAUGUAUCAAUCUGUAGUUAUUGGCCAAGAUACUAAAUUUUCAUACCAAAUUUCAGGUAACUAAUUAUAAAGGUUUUUAAGAACUGGUGUUUUAUUUGGGAAAAUAUAUCAACCACAUUAAUAAAUUUACAAUAUCUCCAUUAUUUCCAUAUAUCUAAAUAGAAUAAGAAUACUUGUCUAGGGUUUUAAAUGUUUACGAUUGUUGGAUAGAAUUGGAACAGUAUAAUCGUGUUGAACAUUAUUAUACAAUUCUUGGCCACAAAAUGUAGUCCUCUCCCAACCAUUCUCAAAUUUGAAUUGAGAAACCAAUGUAACUGGAUAAGUUUGAGUAUUAAAUGGAUGAUAUUAUUUAUCAAUGAGAUAUGUAUUUGGACCGGUUUCUGCACCGAUAUAUCAUCCUUUGAUAUUGUGUUUAAAAGCUGGGGAACUAACUUAUUUAAAUUUUCCGGAAACAAAGUGUGAUACAAUGUAUGCGACGAUUAAAAGUCAGUACUUUAAUUAGUACAGAUUGAAAACGGAAAUAGCUCAGUCUGGAGCUGAUUUUGUUCAAUAAAUGCAGUGGAAAAGGGUCGUUUAAUGUGGAACAAAUAUCAACCUCAGGAAUUGUCAUUUUUCGAUACAACAUGACAACUUUUCAGCUUGUGAUAAUUCUGAAAUUAUUUUCACAGGAAUUGGGUUCCUCAGAAACCACUACAACACCAAGCAUCUGCAAGGAAGUGUUGAUUGGUUUAAGUAACUGUUGUGCUGAUACGACUUGGGAUGAUCUGAAAAAACAUUGUGUUCUGUGCAAUCCAGGAUUCACAGGACUCAACUGUUCUGAACACUGCCCUAGUGGCGUUUUUGGGAAAGAAUGUGAAUCAGUAUGUCCACAAGAGUGCCAGUAUUGUCACCAUAUUACUGGGGAGUGUCCAACAGACCAAAAUGAGUGUGAUCCAGGAUUCACAAGACUCAACUGUUCUGAACACUGCCCUCGCGGAGUUUUCGGAAGACGAUGUCAAUCAGCAUGUCCACAGAAGUGUCAGGAUUGUCAACAUAUUACUGGGGAAUGUUUAACAGAACAAAAUGGUAAAGUUCUAAACUAUGAUAUUCUGAAUUACAUACACAACAUAUAUAAGACAGAUGAGCAUUGUCUGUAGCGAGUAUGGAAGUUUAGAAAUAAGAUAUAAUCUUAGUGUUAUUGGGAUAUGACAUGAAGUUGGUCACGUGAUCAAAUCCUAUAACGCCCGAAGGUUAUCGUAGAUUUGAUCACGCACCAACUCCAUGUCAUAUCCCAAUAAUACUAAAACAUACAGAAAAAUGAUAUUUCUUUUCUUAUCUCUAUAUUUCUAAUUCAUUUGUGUUCUUACCAAGUUUCCAUAUCAAUAUAUAGCAGAUGACCGAGAAGAUGAUCGUGCAACACAAAAUAUAAUUCGUUAGAUAUUUAUUAAAUAGAUAAUUAGGAAGAAUGUUUAAGAACAUAUAAGAUAUAAACAUUUGAUUUAAAAGGUUAAAAGGGACGAAACAAGUGUAACAUAAAGUAAUUUAGAGCGUCAUUUGAGGACAUGAAGAGUAGAGUAAAUACAUCAAUGAUAUGAUUUGGUUGCGACCAGCGAUGGAGAACCUGUCGCGGUGGCCUACUUGAAGUUGAAAAUGCAAUUGUUGAAUAGAUUUCGACAGAAUUUCAAAGGAUCUGAAAAAAUUGACGGGAGGUAGAUGAACCAAGAUAACGUUAAGCUCUUCAUUGAGGUUUUGGAAGUUUUUGAAAGGAACAACGGCAUCUUCAUCGUUAAGACUCGUGGUUGUAGCCAUUCGGGACAGAUUUAGACAAAGUGCAGUUAAGUUGGGUUCUUUUUUUCCCUCCAGGGUGUGUAGGAGAAAAUAAAAAAACAAACUAACAGAGCAUUUUGUUCAUUUGAAAGAUUUAUGUUGUAGGAUUCUAAUGAAGGCUCGCAGCGUUGCCCUGACA